AUGAAUAUGUUCCUGGACUCAUCUGUCUACUUGCAUCACCACGAUGCUGAGUCGGACGUUCAUCAACUCCCGCUACAUGGGACAGCAAGUGACAAAACACACGAGCAACUCGUCAAUCCCCGUGUACUCUUGAGAACCCCAUCAAAAUCAGAGCCGCACAUCGAGAAGCCACAUCUCAUGAUGAGUCAAGAUGAUGAGCACCCAUCGUUGAAUCACGUUCUCUCUGGGCUAUGGGAUUCAUCAGCGAUGACAAAAGGAUUUCAACCAGGCGGUUUACAAGCAAGCGCUAGUUCGGGUGCCCUCCUGGCGGAUCCGUCCCAUCUGCAAGCCGCCCCACUUCGCAAAACUUCAUCAGCUGUUGAUUGGACAGUCGGUCUGCCUGAAGGAAUCAACAGAAAAGCCUCCAAUCAACAGAACGUUUCCGAGUGGGCGAGUCACCUCUUCGAGCAGCCGACCCGUAAGCAAUCGUUCGGCAAUCUCGGAUCACUAUUCCCACAUCCAACUCAACCAGUCAAUUGCACUCAAGACAAUCAUCUUUCCGUGGCUCCACUCCGUAAAAGCUCAUCAGCUAUCAUCCAACCAAUACACGAGGAACACGAAACCGCUAAUCAGGGCGGUCUUGUGAUGAGCACAGCUACAACCGAUCGCCAGCAAAUGGUUCAAGUACAACACUCGACAGGAUCCCCAUUCUCACAGCACAUCGUCAAUGCAGCUUCGACAUCUUCUAGUGGACACUCGACACCAUCAUCGGUGAAUCCCCUUGAUCCCGUUGUGCAGCCAAGCAGCAAGUCAACCGGAAUGCUGGGGAACAUGUUUAAAACCGGAUUCUGGGGUCGACCAGUCGUUCGUUCGGACGAAGAAAACUACCGUUACAUGAUGGCGUUGGAUCGU
This is a messenger RNA of Mesorhabditis belari, 891 nucleotides long. Lineage: Eukaryota; Metazoa; Nematoda; Chromadorea; Rhabditida; Rhabditidae. The record is from the annotation of a GenBank genome assembly.